UUUUGCUCUCAGUUUUCGCCAAAAUGGACAUCCCGCACCUCGCGCGCAAGCAGUCGUCGCAGUUGCUCUCGACCUCGCCCAACCUGCUCUCUGUGGACGGCCAGAAGAUGUCUGCAUCGGCUGCGCAACUCCCCGGCAGCGCCGUGUCGUCUUCAGCUAGCUCAACUGGCUCACUGGCUCACUCGACUGGCUCGAGCGCGUCGUCCGCUGUCUCUGCCUCCGUCGCUGCGCUUCCAGUCACCUGCGAGGAGGAAGGCGACGUUUCAUGCACUUCCAAGGUCUCGCGCAGUGCGUCCGGAUCGAGUGACGCUGGCGCCCAGCACGCGUCCACCAAGCGCCGCACCAUCUUCACGCAUGGUCGUCCGCCGUGGUACAAUGUGGAUGGUCAGCUCAAGGAAGCGUUUGUCAUUGGCAUUGCGGGCGGCAGUGCCUCCGGAAAGACCACUGUUGCGCAGAUGAUUAUCAAAGAGCUCGGAGUGCCGUGGGUGGUGCUUCUCUCCAUGGAUAGCUUUUACAAGGCCUUGACUCCUGCUGAAAUCGAACGCGCCCAUCAAUGCGAGUACAACUUUGAUCAUCCGAACGCCUUUGAUGUCGAUCUGCUGGUCACGACUCUCAAAAAGCUCAAGGAGGGCAAGAAUGUGGACAUCCCAGUCUACGACUUCAACACGCACAGUCGUUUGCCAAACACGCACACCAUGUAUGGCGCAAACGUUAUUGUCUUUGAAGGCAUUCUGGCCUUUUGCCGAAAGGAUUUGCGAGAUCUCAUGGACAUGAAGGUCUUUGUUGACACCGACUCGGACAUCCGCUUGGCUCGACGACUCAAGCGCGAUAUUCUGGAGCGUGGUCGCGAUCUCGCUGGCGUCAUCAAGCAGUACAACAAGUUUGUCAAGCCGGCCAUGGAUGAGUUCAUCGCUCCGUCGAUGAACCACGCCGAUGUUGUUGUGCCUCGCGGCUCAGACAACCAUGUUGCCAUUAAUUUGAUUAUUGAUCACGUGCGCAUGCAACUCAACGAGCGUGGUUUUCUCUUCCGCGAGAAGAUCGCCACGGCUCGCAAGGACGGCCCCAUGCCCGACACGCUGCACGUCUUGCCUCGAGGCAGUCAGGUUCGCGCCAUGCACACAAUCAUUCGCAACCGGGACACGCCACGCGAUGAGUUUAUCUUCUAUUCGCAACGGCUGAUGCGUCUGCUGGUCGAGUACGCCUUGAGCUUUUUGCCCUUCCAGGAGACGAUCGUGACCACGCCCUCGAAUGCCCUUUUCCAGGGACAGCGCUUCAACGGUACCCUGAUUGGAGUCUCGAUUGUGCGCGCUGGUGUCACAAUGGAGGGCUCGCUCCGAGAUGUCUGCAAGGACAUUCGUCUUGGCAAGAUUCUCAUCCAAACCGACGAAGAGACUGGCGAGCCCCAGCUGCACUACUGCAAGUUGCCAAAGCGCCUGGCCGGUGCCCACAUUUUGCUCGUGGAUGCUACCAUUGCCACAGGUGCUGCAGCCAUGAUGGCCAUCCGAGUCCUGCUCGAUCACGACAUUCCAGAAGAGAACAUCAUGUUCCUCUCCCUCAUUGCCGCGCCGUCAGGCAUCCACAACCUCGCCUACGCCUUCCCCAAGGUCAAGAUUAUCACUACUGAGGUUGAUCGCGAAGUCAACGAGCAAUUCCACAUUAUUCCGGGCAUUGGCAACUUUGGUGAUCGCUACUUUGGAACGUCUACCUAAACGUCGUUCAUCCCCACCAAUUCAACUUUCGUGUGCGUGUUGACGUAGUAAACUUUACUUGUUUCUCUUGCCCUGCAAUAGUCCAUCCUC
This is a messenger RNA of Capsaspora owczarzaki ATCC 30864, 1799 nucleotides long. RefSeq names its product uridine cytidine kinase. Gene Ontology annotation, cellular component: cytoplasm. Gene Ontology annotation, molecular function: kinase activity; ATP binding. NCBI's taxonomy places the organism in Eukaryota, Filasterea, Ministeriida, Capsasporidae. Bases 24 to 1709 code for a protein of 561 amino acids. The transcript has 11 exons. The record is from RefSeq and is a predicted model, not a curated record.